CCAGCCCCAAUCUGGAACCUCUCCAGUUUUUGCACCAAAAAAAGAAAAAAAAAGAAAAAGAAACACACACACACCCCGGUAUCUUAAAAUAGAGAGCAGGGAGGGGAGAGGAGCGGCGGGAUCCUCCCAGCGCGGCGCAGGGUAACAAUGGUGCUCGGCGGGGAGCAGCGGGCGCCCUGAUUGACAGCCCGGGCGUCCUAAAAAAGGCCGGGGAGAGAUGCUUAUCGCAGGGUUUAUAUAGCGGGGGAGCCCGGCGCCGCGGAGCGGGGAGGCGGCGGCAGCAGCAGCAGCCGGGGCAGCGCUCGGAGCCCAUGCGCGGCCGGCCGCGGCCCGCGCAGCCCCGCGCAGCGCCGCGCAGCCCCGCGCAGGGCGGCCAUGCAGUGCCCGCCGCGGCUCGGCGCGCCCAAGGCAGGCAGGCGGCGCUACAAGACCUUUAUGAUCGACGAGAUCCUUUCCAAGGAGACCUGCGAUUACUUCGAGAAACUUUCCCUCUACUCCGGCUGCCCGUCCCUCCUGGUCCGGCCCAAGCCGCUCCACUCCUGCGCCGGGUCUCCUUCUCUGAGGGCAUAUCCUCUCAUCUCCGUCAUCACCAGGCAGCCCUCCGUGGUCCCUCACCUCGUCCCAGCUGCCACCAGCUCCCACGUGCUGCCAGCCCAGGCCUCCUCGGGGACUGCGAGCUCGGAGACACCCGCCAGCGAGACCCAUGCCAGCAGCGAGUCGGAGGCAGAGCAGCCCACGCCUCGGUUAAAAAAGCCACGCCGGAGUAGGACCAUCUUCACGGAGCUCCAGCUGAUGGGCCUGGAGAAGAAAUUUCAGAAGCAGAAGUAUCUCUCUACCCCUGACAGGCUUGACUUAGCCCAGUCAUUGGGGCUGACUCAGCUCCAGGUGAAGACAUGGUACCAGAACCGUAGGAUGAAGUGGAAGAAAAUGGUGCUGAAGGGUGGGCAAGAAGCUCCAACGAAGCCCAAAGGUCGUCCAAAGAAAAACUCCAUUCCCACCUCGGAGGAAAUUGAAGCAGAAGAGAAAAUGAACAGCCAGGCGCAGAGUCAGGAGCUGGAGGGAUCUCAAGCUCCCGAGGAGCCUAAGCUGACAGAGGAGAAGCCAGAAAUCUCUUUGGAGACGGAGAAGUCUCCAGAACAUAUACCAGAGCCCUCCUCAGAGGAGACUACACCAUUAAGUUAGAAGGGAAAGAAAAGGGGGAAAAAGAAAAGCAAAAAAGCUAAAAGAGAAAAAACCAAAACCAAAUAUAUAUAUG
This is a messenger RNA of Tyto alba (common barn owl), 1255 nucleotides long. RefSeq names its product BARX homeobox 2 (gene BARX2). The transcript is spliced from 4 exons. Gene Ontology annotation, biological process: regulation of transcription by RNA polymerase II. The coding region runs from base 376 to 1182 and encodes 268 amino acids. Gene Ontology annotation, molecular function: DNA-binding transcription factor activity, RNA polymerase II-specific; RNA polymerase II transcription regulatory region sequence-specific DNA binding. Lineage: Eukaryota; Metazoa; Chordata; Aves; Strigiformes; Tytonidae. Gene Ontology annotation, cellular component: nucleus. The record is from RefSeq and is a predicted model, not a curated record.